GCUAUUCAAAAUGGCACCCUCUCAAUCAGGAAGUAAGGAAAACAACUAGGAAGACUAACUUGGAUAAAUAUCCCAGUUUGAGCUACUUCGACCCGAGUGCUCGUUCAAAAUCAGGCGAUUGUCUUCGUGGAUAAGACUAACUGCAAAUAGCCCACUAACGGUCAUGGAGAGCACUUGUCCUUGUUGAAGUACUGACUCAGACACAGCCAGCUCGUGGGUGGCGGUAGAGGGGUGCAUAGUCUAAGUCUGCUGGUAGUCAUGUGUGAAGCUCUGGUCUGAUGUCCACCCUUACCUCAGUGCUGGCCAUGGACGGGGAGAACUACCUGCAUCCAGAAGGCCCUCAGCUGAACAGCAGCAUGUUCUCAGUGGGCGCCUCAAACAUGGAGAGUUCAAUAUUUACCUCCUCUGGUACCUGGGGACCCUUUUCUCAGCAGCCUGGAUACUGCCCUAUGCAAUCUGGAAACCAGCAAUACCACUUGAAUAACAGCACUACCACCAACAUUCCUGAUAUGCACAUGAGCAUGUACCCGGGAUUCUCUGACAUGGACUUUCCCGGCCUCCCUAAAAAUGGGAAUGGAGACUUCUCCCAGGACCUGUCCUGCAUUGAUGACCUCUCAAACUCUUUGUUCUCCUCUCCGGCGGACUCGCUGUCGGAGUACGCCGACACCCAGUCCUACAUCCCCGCAAGUCACCCGGAUCCAGUUCCGACACUCUGGGACAUUAACACUAGCCCCGCCACCACACAAGCACAGAGCCACUUAGAGCAAAAUGGCGACAGGUUUCAAGGCUUGACCAGUUUGGAAGAUAUUUCUGCUAUAAUCAGCACGCAAGCUUUAGGACUCCAGACUCCAGUAACACAACCACCACCAGAAGAAGAAGAGGAGGCUGAGGAGGAGGAACCAGAGGAGCUCGGCCAUGUUGACACAUACGCAGAGUACAAACCCUCAAAAUCCACAAUAGGAAUUUCACAUCCUGACAUUGUCGUGGAAACCAACACGCUGUCCAGCGUCCCUCCUCCGGACAUCACAUACACUCUAUCUAUCCAGGACUCAACUAUUAACAGUGGCCUGCUGUCUGCACUGCAGUUAGAGGCCAUUAUCUACGCCUGCCAGCAACAUGAGGUGAUUCUCCAGAACAACCAGAGAGCAGGCUUCCUGAUUGGAGAUGGGGCAGGCGUUGGAAAGGGACGCACCGUGGCAGGAAUCAUUCUGGAGAACUACCUUAAGGGACGAAAGAAAGCACUGUGGUUCAGCAUAUCCAAUGACCUGAAAUACGACGCAGAGAGAGAUCUCAAAGACAUAGAUGCAGGAAAUAUCCCGGUGCAUGCCUUAAACAAGAUAAAGUAUGGAGACACAGCUACCUCAGAAGGAGUCCUGUUUGCAACUUACUCUGCACUCAUCGGAGAGAGCCAGGCAGGAGGCCAGCACCGGACGAGAAUCAAACAGAUCCUGGACUGGUGCAAGCAGGACUUUGAUGGAGUUAUUAUUUUUGAUGAAUGCCACAAAGCCAAGAACGCCACAUCCACAAAAAUGGGCAAGGCAGUUCUUGACCUGCAGAACAAGCUGCCACACGCCAGAGUGGUGUACGCCAGUGCCACAGGUGCCUCUGAGCCAAAGAACAUGAUUUAUAUGAGCCGCCUGGGAAUCUGGGGCGAGGGAACACCCUUCAGGACCUUUGAUGACUUCCUGCAUGCCAUUGAGAAGAGAGGGGUCGGGGCUAUGGAGAUCGUGGCCAUGGACAUGAAAGUGAGCGGCAUGUAUAUUGCCAGACAGCUGAGCUUCUCUGGCGUUUCUUUCCGCAUCGAGGAGAUCGGCCUGGACAGCGACUUCAAAGAGGUCUACAACAAAGCCGCCAAGCUGUGGGCGGAGGCAUUGAAAAUGUUCAUGCAGGCUGCUGACGAGCUGGGGCUGGUCAGCAGGAAGUCCCUGUGGGGACAGUUCUGGUCAUCUCACCAGCGCUUCUUCAAAUACCUUUGUAUCGCUGCCAAGGUGCGCUGCUUGGUGGAGCUGGCUCAGAAGGAGCUGGAGGCUGGAAAGUGCAUCGUAAUCGGGCUGCAGUCCACUGGAGAAUCACGCACCAGAGAGGUCUUGGAUGAAAACGAUGGGCAUCUUGACAGAUUUGUUUCUGCAGCAGAGGGAGUAUUCCAGUCUCUUGUAACAAAGCACUUUCCUUCAGAGAAACAAAGGAGAGAGAAGGCACCAGGGAAUAAAAGAAAAAAAGGGAAGCCUCGAGGUCGCCAGGCAAAGAUGCCCAAGCACACAGUGGACAGCGGCGGAGUGAUCAACAUCUCUGACGACAGCAGCAGUGACUCUGAGGGGAUGGACACCGACUCCAACUCUUCGCCAGACUCCCUGCAAGACAACGAUGACGUCAUCUUUGUUAACCACACUAGCCACCAGUCAGCUAGGAUAGAGGAGAUGAAGCACAGCCUGCUCAAUAAAAUUGCUGAACUGGGAAAAGAACUACCUCUCAACACAUUGGAUGUGCUUAUAGAUAGGUUUGGAGGACCAGAUAAAGUUUCUGAGAUGACUGGACGUAAAGGUCGCGUGGUGCGGCGUCCAGACGGCACCGUUCGCUACGAGUCCCGGGCCGAGCAAGGCUCCACCAUCGACCAAAUCAACAUCAAGGAGAAGGACCGCUUCAUGUGUGGAGAAAAGUUGGUGGCCAUCAUCUCAGAAGCAGCCAGCUCAGGGAUUUCCCUGCAGGCCGACAAACGAGUGAAGAACCAGAGGCGAAGGGUCCACAUGACCUUGGAGCUGCCGUGGAGUGCAGACCGGGCCAUCCAGCAGUUCGGUCGCACUCACCGGUCCAAUCAAGUCACAGCACCAGAGUACAUCUUCCUCAUCUCAGAGUUGGCCGGGGAGAGACGUUUCGCAUCUAUUGUGGCCAAAAGACUCGAGAGCCUGGGUGCUUUGACCCACGGUGACAGGAGAGCCACUGAAUCGAGGGACCUGAGCAAGUACAACUUUGAGAACAAGUAUGGUACCAAGGCCCUGGAUAAAAUCACCAAAUCAAUCAAUGGAUACAUAGAAAACAAGGUGCCUCCUCCCAAAGGAUACCCCGAAGGGGACGCCAUGUUCUUCAGAGACAUGAAAGUUGGAAUGAUGGAUGUGGGCAUCAUCUGUAAGGAGCCUCGCUUUGGCAUCAGUACUGAGAAAGACUGCAGCAUCACCAAGUUCCUGAACCGCAUCCUGGGCCUGGAGGUCCACAAGCAGAACUACCUCUUCCAGUACUUCACAGAUAACUUCGACUACCUGAUUGAGAAGGACAAGAAGGAGGGAAAAUACGACAUGGGAAUCCUAGAUCUGGCCCCCGGCAAUGAUGAGAUUUAUGAGGAGAAGCAGGAAACUUUCCUGACAGUCGGAAAUCCUCAAGAUGGACAGGUUGUUCUUUAUAAGAUCAGCGUGGACAGAGGAAUGCCGUGGGAGGAGGCGUACAACAGGUCACUGAAGCUCACCGGUCCUGAAGAGGGAUUCUACCUUUCCCAUAAGCUGCGAGGUAACAGCCCGUGUGUGCUGCUGGCCGAGCAGGGAAGAGGUAAAAACUUCAACAUCUACAAGCCCAACAUUGGCAAGCAGACGCAGCCUGAGAGCCUCAGCAACCUGCAGCAACGUUACAGAAAGGUUACUUUCUUGGAGGCCAGGGAGAGCUGGGAGAACCAGUUCACCUUUUCCUUUAAGAACUGCAGCCACGCCAACUGGAAUGGGAAGUGUAAGAAAAUCGAGGAGGGCCAGGAGUGCCUGGCGGGCAUGCGUCUCCGCCAGUAUCACAUGCUGUGCGGAGCUUUGUUACGGGUGUGGAAGCGGGUCUCCGACGUCGUGUCCGACAUCACCAGCUCCAGCAUUCUGCAGAUCGUCCGCCUCAAAACCAAGCAGCACAACAAGCAAGUCGGCAUCAAGAUCCCAGAAAACUGCGUGGCCCGCGUGCGCGAGGAGCUGAUGCAGAUGGACGAGGAGGUGAAACGGAGGCGAAAGGAGAAGGAGCAGCAGGAGCGCAUGCGCAAAAUGGAGCAGGAGAACAAGCACCUUCUGGAGAACCUGUUCAGCCAGAAGCCCAUCCAAAACCAGUCGCUCGCCCAUACUCUGGUGUCCAACCCGUUCCCCAAACAGAACCUGAACGCUCUGCAGAGGACUCAGCUCGGCAGCUUCUCCCAGCCGUCCUCCCACAGCCCAUCGCUGUUCGCUCUCAACGGCUGGUCCAACAACUCCUCCUCCUCCUCAUUGCCCUCUUCCUCCUCCGCCACCAACGGCCAGGUCUGCCAGCCCAGCCACAGAUUCCCGCCGUUCUACGGCUCGUCAUCUUUCAUGUCUUUCCCUCAAUCCAAGAACCCGCCGCUCCAGCUCACCCAGUUCCCGCCGGCUGCUCUUCUGUCUUCCAAGAGCCCUCUGGACGAAAUCUUGGACCUGACCGUGAGCCCGCCUUCUUCGUCUCCGGACAGCACCACGGCCAACCCGGCCGCGUUCGUGGAUGAUUUCAACCUGGACGUUCUCUUGGGCCAGACGCCGCCGGACAUGUUGACCGCCCCGCAGACGCAGCUGCCCCAUCUCGACCUGCAGCACAUCCUGCAGCACACGUCGGAGACGGCGGCGACGCCGUCCAGCCAGUUUGACCUGCAGCGCGCGCCGGAGCCGCAGCAGGAGCAGCAGACGCAGGUGCAAAGCCGCGACUUGUUGGUCAACAACCACCAGGACAUACUAGAGCUACUUUGCGCGAACCUGUCUCCGCCCCCGCCCGCGCAGAAAGCCAUCUCGUCGUCUUCCGCUCUGCCCCACUACCCCAAUCCGUCCUCCUCGUCCUCGUCAUCCUCCUCCUCGUCCUCGCUGUACUCCAGCGCGGCGCACUCCUCCUGCUUUACGGCGAACCCGCUGCUGCCGCUCUCGGACCCUUUACCCAACGGCCAGUGCGGCGCGGGCGCGCUGGACGUCCGCGAGGCUCUGAACAGCAUGCUGCAAGCCGGACCCGACCGCAAGUCCGUCAUCCAGUACCGUCAGCAAGACUGAGAGCUCAAAUCGUUACAAACUGUCUGGAAUCUGUCCUUUUUUUUUUUUUUUUUUUUUUUUGGUGUUUUGGUUUUUGUGUUUUUUUUUUUUUUUUAAAGCAGAUCGCAUCUUGUUUGCUGCUGUCUAGAAUCUGUCCUACCCUCCUUCCUCUCCCCCCCGACCCUCUGACCCCCUGAACCCCUCAGGGCCUAUAGUCACGUCACUGCCUGUCCUGUGCUGGACCCCCUCCCGCCCCCUGAGGUGAUGGCAGACUCAGUCGAUAGCAGAUUUCUGCACCAAAGUGUGCCCUACACAGUAAAAGGCAGCUGUUUUACAAGUAAAAAACAAAACAAAACCAAAAAAAAACUAACCACCUUUUAGUGGGAAAAAAAAACAGGAGCUGUCAAGAAACACAAAACUUAUUCACUGAGGCAUGGAAAUUUUUAAAAACAAACAACAACAACAAAUCCCGCUGCUGAUUCGUAACGAGUGAAGUUGCUGGAAGCUCUAAAAACGUCUCUCACCAUUUACAACUUUUGCUAUUUCUGUUACUUUUCUGGGGGGAAAACAUGUAUGCUGAGUUUGAGUGAAACAAAACAAAACAACAGAGAGAGAGAGAGAAAGAGAAAACAUGAAAUCUUUUUAGCUGGUUAGCCACGAAAUGCCUCCUUCUUCUGUUAUUUCCUCCACAUCGUCCCUCCUGGUUCUCUCCCUGCUUCUAUGAACACUAGCGCGAGGAAGAAGAAAGGGAGGAAGAUCAGCCUGCUGUUGCGACAAACAGUGCCUUCAGAGGAAAACCUAUAAAUGCAGUCUUUAAUACUCCUUGUAGCCUAAUGUAUAGAUUUGUACUCUUGAGCGGUGGUUUUAUUCUUAAUUUAAUACAUGUUUAUUUGUAUUUAACUUUGACCCCAUGAAUGAGUGAGUGAGUGAGUCAGCCGCCAUUUAGUCGGUUCUUUCCUGGUGUAAAGUUGUCUGCUUUGCUGCUCUUUGGUUGGAAAACAAAUCAGGGGAAGGAUUCAAGGUGUCGAGAGGUGAAGCGAGUGGACAGACUCGCACACGACAGCUUGGCUAACACCUGGUUAGACGCUUGGAGGUUAUCAGGUCUCUGAAACGGAAAACACUACGCUCAGAGAAGCCCCGUCAUGUUCUCGCACCAGGACCUCUGGACCAGAUUGCAUCUCUUCUUCUCUGUUGUUGCCCUCCUCCUCCUCAUUUCUUCAUCCUCAUCCGCCUCCUUCCUGGUCAAAAUCUCCGUCUUGUCUCGAUUUUUUUAUUUAUUUUUUUUUUGUAGCACUCCUCCGAUGCAGAUUCUGUUUUAUAUUGGAGCUCUUUGAGUGUUUGUAAAUGUGUGUUUGUCCUCUUGAAUUUGUUUCCCUCUGUAGGCAUGGGCUGGUAUGAGAUUCUCGUGUAAAAAUCACAAUAAAAUUUUCAAUGAAACAGAAAAGAAGCGAUUUCUAACUAAAAUAUAGUCAAAUAUUUAUUAUUAUUAUUGCUUUAUAAAAUAAUUCUAUCUAUUAGAUUUAUGUGUUUAUCAGCAGGAAUACUUUUCAGCCAGCUGACCAGUAGUGAGCAGCGGUACUCAUGUGACGCAACUUUAAACUGUCAACCUUGAUAACUGUAACCAGCUCAUGCCUCGUUUCAGUCUCUAAAACCCGUGGAAAAACACAGAAAGUCGCGGUUUUUGUCUCUUGUUUUUUUUUUUUUGUUUGUUUGUUUUGUUUUGUUUUUUUCAUUUCUAUCCAUCAUCUUCGACAUAGGAAAACAGAAAGGCUGAGCAGCUAUGCUGUCCUUUUUCAGCUCUCAGCGUGUAUGAUGUUUCCUAAACCUAACAUCUGGUGAUAUUCGUGUGUGAAAACAAUGCACUGUAGCUGGUUCGUGACAAAUUGCCAGAAGUUCAACUUGUCGAAAAAGCAAUAACCAAUACAAUAGUUUUGAAACGAAACAACAACAACAACAAAAAAAAACGUUUACGCUCCAGCAGGCAAAGCUUUGCGGCUGUAGUCGUAGUUGUGGUUUGAAUCCUUAUUUCCGUCACGUUCGUUUUGUAAAGUACACUUUGACUCGGUGAGCGUGACGAGCUGGUGUUUCACGUAUUGCUAUUCUGAAACCUAUUGUUAUUUAUAUUUAAGGGAUAUUUAGAUUUUAGACAUGUUAUCUUCUUAUAGUAGUCCGUGGUAUAUUUUGGUCAGGGAAGUUACUUUGUGUUGAAGAUUGCUUAAGAGUAAAACAAAUUUUUAUUAUAACCUGCCACCAAAUAAGAUUGCACUGUUCUGUACUGCUGUACAGUGUCUGGGUUUAUUUUAGCUCCCGCUGUCCUCUCGACCCGUUCGUCCCAGAAAUACCAAAGUGUUCCACAGACAGACACCCCUAAAGAUACUGGCUCCAACAUGCGAGACCUUUUAUCAAUCUCAGGAAGAAACCCACCGUGUCAGGGCGUUCACACGAUUAUAUUGUUUUUUUGUUGUUUUCUUUUCCCUUGUAACAGUGAUGAAACUAAUGCUUCUGGGGUUUGUUUGUUUGUUUGUUUCUUAACUCUGUGCUGUGACUCUUGCUGUAUUUAUGUUGGAGAUUUAAUGUGAUUACUUUAUUUGUCCUUGUGAAAAUGCUAGUGAUUUUAAAUGUUUAUGCCAUCUUAGGGCAAAGAUCAAAGCCUCUUUCGUUUAAGAAAUUUUACCUUUUCUGCGGACAAUUCUAUUUUUAUCCAUUUUUUUUAGCUUCAUUCACACCUGGGAUAUAUUUUAACACAGAAAUAACAGAUCUAAGCCUUUCCCACCUCAUUUCACAGAUUGUUAAGACUCACUCAAAGCAAUUAUUUCUCUUUCUCAUAUUUCUCUUCAGGCACAUUCCAAGACGUCAGUCUGCAAAAGCUUUCUUUGUGUUUUUUUCUUUUUUUUUCUUUGUUUGUUUGUCACAAAAGUUAAAGCUUUACGUGUUUGAGGGAUUUAUAGAUAUAUAAAUUUAUAUUUACAGCAAUUUCAUUGUUUUAUUUGCUUAGGUAGGCCUUUAAUCAUAUAUCAUUUUUGCACUAAGAAUGGCAUAAUCCAGUUACUGUUUGUGUUGGCUAUGAUUGAGCAGUGCAAGCUUGGCGUCUCUGUUCUUUACACUUGCUCUCUGUAUACUGUAACCAUGUUUCUCGUUCCUUCACCAUUUGCAUAUUAUUAUAUAAAUGUUAUCACUCUGAAAUAAUUUAUUGCUAACAAAAAAAAUGACACAAAAACAUGCUACUGAUUGUAUGUAUUUUUAAACAAAGCCUAUUUUUUCUGUAAAAAAAAAAAUAAGACAAAAACUGUGUUCAGCACUUUUAUUCUGGGUUUUGCUUUUGUUUUCUAUAUAUUUAUAAUUUAGAUCUAAAUGUAUAUAUUGUAAAAUUUGUGCCUUUCGACUAAUUCUUUAAGAAAAGGUUUUCUACUCAUUAAAGGAAGGACUAUAUGAAACUGCAAUCUUAACUUUGUAAACAAAUAAAAACUUGAAGAUUGC
Messenger RNA from Gambusia affinis (western mosquitofish), 8456 nucleotides. RefSeq names its product protein strawberry notch homolog 2 (gene sbno2b). NCBI's taxonomy places the organism in Eukaryota, Metazoa, Chordata, Actinopteri, Cyprinodontiformes, Poeciliidae. Gene Ontology annotation, cellular component: nucleus. The transcript has 32 exons. The record is from RefSeq and is a predicted model, not a curated record. The coding region runs from base 279 to 5000 and encodes 1573 amino acids. Gene Ontology annotation, biological process: regulation of DNA-templated transcription. Gene Ontology annotation, molecular function: histone binding; chromatin DNA binding.